AUGAAAACCCAUCCAAUAUUGUUGUUUCUAUUACAAAUCACCAUAGGAUUUACCUGGAAAUUCAAACAAAACCCUUACGCAGAUCUAUCAUUCGAAGAAAAAGUCGCCCACGACGGCUACCCAUUGGAAACCUACCAGAUAGAAACCAAAGACAACUACCUCCUAGCCCUGUACAGGAUCCCCCGCGGUCGAUUGGACCCCCUCGAAAGACCUCCGAAGCGAAGGAGGAAGCAGAACCGGGCGAAGAGACGGCGCGAACCGGUGCUCAUCCUGCACGGUUUGGGCUCCGCCCCGGCCAUGUACGUGCUCCAAGGCCCCGGCAGAGCACUGGCCUACAAUCUGGUCGAUUCGGGCUUCGAUGUGUGGCUGUUGAGCAACCGAGGUUGCGGCCGAUCGGACAGGCACAGGUUCUUGGACAUCGAUGUGGACAGGAAGUUCUGGGAUUUCAGUUUUCACGAAAUAGCCAUCUACGAUCUGCCGCCCGCCGUGGAUUUCGUGGCGAAUAAAACCGAUCGGAAGCUUACAUUGCUCGGGCAUUCUCAAGGUAACACGAUUAUGGUGAUUUUCCUGGCGGAAAAACCCGAGUACAACGACAAAGUGAAAUUGGGCGUGAUCUACGCACCCUCGGUUAAAAUAUACUUGGAUAUGGUUUUGGCGACACCGGUGAUUUACGCAUCGGAAUUACUCACGAAUAUAUCGUAUUUAUUCGGAAUGUACGAGGUGUUUCCGCAAAGUUUCGUGGCCCCUUUGAGAGAUUUGUGCAAAGAACAAACGUAUUUUUUGGAACUUUGUUAUCACAUCCUCAGCGCUAUAGGUAGUGCCCCUUCGAAAUUAUUGGACUUGGAUUUAAUACCGACUAUUAUUGGUGCUGCUUCUGGAAGGGCUUCGCUCCUGCAACUGACGCAUUACAUGCAAAUAAUUAGAACGAAUUAUUUCGGACAAUUCGAUCACGGGCCGAAAAAAAACAUGAAAAUUUACGGAAAUUCCACUCCCCCCGCCUAUGAUCUUAACAAAAUCAGCGCUCCCAUGGCGGUUUAUUACGCCCCAAAAGACGAAUUGGCUACAAUACAGGGCGCCUUGGAUACAAUAAAACUUCUACCGAAUGUUAUUCAUCAGGAACUAGUCGAUUAUGAAUAUUUCAAUCAUAUCGAUUUUCUUUUCGCAAAAAACGCCACUGAAUUAGUUUAUGUAAAUACUAUUAACCUCAUCAAGUCGUUUGAUGAAAAAUUUGCAAAUAAUUCGAUUAAUUAA
Phyllotreta striolata is the source of this 1251-nucleotide messenger RNA. The record is from the annotation of a GenBank genome assembly. NCBI's taxonomy places the organism in Eukaryota, Metazoa, Arthropoda, Insecta, Coleoptera, Chrysomelidae.